GAUGGUUUGAGGGACAAGAAUUCAGUGCCCAGGGGCAGAAAGGCAGUGGGAAGCGGGCACUGAAGGAUACGCGCCUGGAAGGUGGACCCUGAGACGCAAAGAGGACGUGGUCUCUCGCUCCAACUCUUGGUCACCAUGCUGCUGGCUGUGUUGCUGCUGCUGCUGCCCCUCCCAGACUCGUGGUCUGCCUAUGGACACCCACUGUACAUGCGCCUGCCCCCCAGCAUCCUGCAAGUUUUGUCCACCCAAGGGACACAGGCGUUGCAGGCAGCCCAGAGGAGCGCCCAGUGGGCUGUUAACCGAGUGGUGAUGGAGAUCCAGCACAGAGCGCACGAGUGCCAAGGACCUGGGCGAUCCAGGCCUCAAGCACCUCUCCUCCAGGACCCACCUGAGCCAGGGCCAUGUGGCGAGAGGCGCCCUAGCACUGCCAAUGUGACUCGCGCUCACGGCCGCAUAGUCGGGGGCAGCACGGCACCGCCGGGGGCCUGGCCCUGGCUGGUGAGGCUGCAGCUCGGCGGGCAACCUCUGUGCGGCGGCGUUCUGGUGGCAGCGUCCUGGGUGCUCACGGCAGCGCACUGCUUUGUGGGCGCCCCAAAUGAGCUUCUGUGGACUGUGACCCUAGCCGAGGGGCCCCGAGGAGAGCAAGCUGAAGAAGUGCCAGUGAACCGCAUCCUGCCCCAUCCCAAGUUUGACCCGAGAACCUUCCACAACGACCUGGCCCUGGUGCAGCUGUGGACGCCAGUGAGUCCGGCAGGACCGGCGCGCCCCGUGUGCCUACCCCAGGAGCCCCAGGAGCCCCCCGCCGGCACGGCCUGCGCCAUCGCGGGUUGGGGGGCCCUUUUUGAAGAUGGGCCUGAGGCUGAGGCAGUGAGGGAAGCCAGAGUGCCCCUGCUCAGUCGGGACACCUGCCAAAGGGCCCUGGGGCCUGCACUGCGCCCCAGCACAAUGCUCUGUGCUGGUUACCUGGCGGGAGGCAUUGACUCGUGCCAGGGUGACUCUGGAGGCCCCUUGACCUGUUCUGAGCCUGGCCCUCGCACCAAGGAGGUCCUGUUUGGAGUCACCUCCUGGGGGGAUGGCUGUGGGGAACCAGGGAAGCCAGGGGUCUACACUCGAGUGGCAGUGUUCAAGGACUGGCUCCAGGAACAGAUGGGCGUCUCCUCCAGUCGCGAGCCCAGCUGUAGGGAGCUUCUGGCCUGGGAUCCGCCCGAGGAGCUGCCAGCAGAAGCCGCUCAGCUCUGCGCCUUCUACGCGCGCCUGUGCCGUGGGUCCGAGGAUGCCUGUGCGCGCCUGGCGCACCAGCAGUGCCUGCAGCGCCGACGACGAUGUGAGCUGCGCUCGCUGGCGCACACGCUGCUGGGCCUGCUGCGGAACGCCCAGGAGCUGCUCGGCCCGCGCCCGGGGCUGCGGCGUCUGGCCCCUUCUCUGGCUCACCCCGCUCCUUCGCUCCGGGAGUCUCGAGGGCACCUCGCCCGCGAGCUGUGGCUGCACUCAGGACCGCGGGCUUCCGGCAUACGGUUCCAGAAGCCGAGGCCAGAGCAGCGUGGGGAAGCCAACGGCUGCCCUGGGCUGGAGCCUCUGAGACAGAAGUUGGCUGCCCUUCAGGGUGCCCAUGCCUGGAUCCUACAGGUUCCCUCAGAGCACCUGGCUAUGAACUUUCAUGAGGUCCUGGCAGAUCUGGGCUCCAAGACACUGACCGGGCUAUUCAGAGCCUGGGUGCGGGCAGGCUUGGGGGGCCGAUAUGUGGUCUUCAGUGGCCUGGUGGGCCUGGAGCCGGCCACACUGGCUCGCAGCCUCCCUCGGCUGCUGGUACAAGCCCUACAGUCCUUCCGCUUGGCCUCCCUGGCAGAAGGAGAAACUGAGGGACCCCAGAUAGCUGUAGGGCAGGGGUUGGGGAGGAAGGGGCACCAUCCCCUGAGCCCUCGGAUCCCCCCAGCCAAGCAACCAUGAGCCCCUGGGCCCUGGUGAGGACUUCCCGCUCCCACAGGCUGCGAGGGGUUAAGAAAACACAAUGACAUACUGUCACUGCCACAGUGGGCUGGGUGUGUAUGGGUGGGUGGGGUGUCCUGGGCCCAUUUGUCUUCCCAGGUCUGCAAUCAGAUAAUCACAGCUGCUUUAAUAAAUGUUAUUUAUAAUCCAUGGAAA
This is a messenger RNA of Otolemur garnettii (small-eared galago), 2142 nucleotides long. It is a transcript of the gene PRSS56, whose product is annotated as protease, serine 56. The transcript is spliced from 13 exons. Gene Ontology annotation, molecular function: serine-type endopeptidase activity. The record is from RefSeq and is a predicted model, not a curated record. Lineage: Eukaryota; Metazoa; Chordata; Mammalia; Primates; Galagidae. The coding region runs from base 136 to 1947 and encodes 603 amino acids. Gene Ontology annotation, biological process: proteolysis.